This is a messenger RNA of Thlaspi arvense, 3733 nucleotides long. NCBI's taxonomy places the organism in Eukaryota, Viridiplantae, Streptophyta, Magnoliopsida, Brassicales, Brassicaceae. The record is from the annotation of a GenBank genome assembly.
CAGCUUCACAAAGCCACAAUGCAAUUACGACACAAGUCAAAAGAAGAACAUGGAAUGCAAUUAAUAAGUAACUCUACUAGAUCUCUGAGACUGUCUAGAUCCUGAAGCACUUGAGCGAUCACUUGACGCUCCAUCGUUUUCAAAUAUCAAAGCUCCUCUGCUCCUUUUUUCUAAUAUAGAAAUUGGUUAGUAGGGUUUGUUUGUUUGUUUAAUUCCGCUAAAAACUCGAUAGAUCACAUUCAUGCCUUUGGCAUUCCAUUUUCGUCCCUUGGAGUUUCCGUUGGAUCUACUUCUCGAUUGAAAUAUAACGCUCGAAAGGCGCGUCGUAUUUGCGUGGUGUGCCUGGUGAGGGAUUCGGCUUCGAUGGAGACGUGCGAGAGAGAUGAACAUGGAGCUGGAGAUGGGUCUGAGUUCAUCGAGGUCGUUGUCAUCGGUAGUCGCAAGGAGUCUAUCAUCGAUUCCUGCUUGGAUUCUCCUUUUCCUUCUCUUCCUCUCCGAUUUUGGAGUAUUAGCAGGGAGAGCUCUGGAGAUUUAGCCUUACAGCAGAGGCUCAAUCACGAAGAUAAUGUUUCCAAGACCAUGAAUCCAAUUGAGUUGAUACAAUCACGUCCAAGGGCCUUCAUCCUUGUGGUUAGUGCACGAUAUGGUUCCGACCAGGUUGAAGCUAUUAUUAAUAUCCUUAGUGCAGUAAGAUCUGGAGGUAGCUUAGCUGUUGUUGUACUAUUAAAGCCUUUCAGCUUUGAAGGGCGAAGGCGUCUAGAAGAGGUUAACGAAUUGGCUAGAAAUCUGCAGCAACACACUAGCUUCUGUAUAGAUAUCGACAUAGAGAUUUUACUACAGAAGGAUUUGGUUACUUUGGACGAGGCGCUGAGAAAUGCAAACAAUGCUGUUUCAAUGGCUAUAAAUGCAGCCUCUGCUCUGAUAAGUGGGAUGCAUGGAAACUUUAUCGACGUGAUGCAUAAAGAUCUUAAAGAACUUGAAGUUUCAGAAGUUACAACGGAUCUAAGCGCUAUUAUGUGCAUUGUGGCUACUUCGGUAGCUUUUCAGAAGAUGGAUGUGAAAACAAUUUUACGUACUUUUCGUCAAACAAUGCAAUACACUGGAGAUAUCAUAGUAUCUGCUGUUCAUGAACCGGAUCUGGAGCCUAAAGUCCUCGUCACAACUUUUUUUAUUCUAAGGUGGGACUUUAUUAUCUCAUAUGUCAUCACAGUUGUUCAGAAGAGGAAACUUCCAGCAAAGGCAACAUUUUUUUCUGGUCUUUUGCCUUUUGUUUCGAAUAUAUUCAAGAGAUAUCGUUCACAACUCGAAAACGAAACAAAUAUUGGACUUGGAGAUGCGCCAGUUGCAAUGGAAGAUUCAGCAGAUGCUACUGACGUAGAAAGUUCCAGUCAGAGUGUUGAAGGAUUUGAAAGUGACUCUAAAGAACUCCUGGGAGUUUCUGAGGAUGGUGAUAAUGAAUACCCAGUAAAAGAGGGGGAACCAUCUAGAAAUAGUCGUCUGGAUCUUGGAGAUGAUAAUAUAGAAGAUUAUGGUGCUAUCCAGAGGGAGCCAAUUGCUAAUUGGAGUGUGGAUCCAGGAUAUCAGAUUGAACAAAAAAGGCCAGCUGAUUCUGGAGAUACCACAGUGCUUAGCCUUGGUAUUGUCAACCUUCCUGUUGGUGUGAGACCUUCAAAGAAUCUGAACAGUAGUCUCAGUGUCGCCAGUCAACCCUCCAGGACGGUGGAUUCCAGAGAUGAAUCAUUCUUCAACCCUAAUAGCUCGACAAAAGACUCUAGUGAUACUGCAUCCACCCUGCUAUCUGAGAAGUAUGCUGAUUUUACAAAGCAAAAAAAUCUAUCUGCUCGAGCAGCGUCUAUGCUGGUGGUUAGUGCUGGAUAUGGUUCCGACCAGGUUGAAGCUAUUAAUAUUCUUAGUGCAGUAAGAUCUGGAGGUAGCUUCGCUGUUGUUGUGCUAUUAAAGCCUUUCAGCUUUGAAGGGCGAAGGCGUCUAGAAGAGGUUAACGAAUUGGCUAGAAAACUGCAGCAACACACUAGUUUCUGUAUAGAUAUCGACAUAGAGAUUUUACUACAGAAGGAUUUGGUUACUUUGGACGAGGCGCUAAGAAAUGCAAACAAUGCUGUUUCAAUGGCAAUAAAUGCAGCCUCUUCUCUGAUAAGUCGGAUGCAUGGAAACUUUAUCGACGUGAUGCAUAAAGAUCUUGAAGAACUUGAAGGUUCAGAAGUUACAACGAUUCUAGAAAGCUACAAAGAGGCAAAGGUUGGUUUUGGAGUUGGUCACAACCUUAAGACUUCUAUUUUACGAGCUAUAUACGACUGCCCUUUCUUUCGCCCUGGUAUUAAGGAUCUAAGCGCCAUUAUAUGCAUUGUGGCUACUUCGGUAGCUCUUCAGAAGAAGGAUGUGAAAUCAAUUCUACGUACUUUUCGUCAAACAAUGGAGUACACUGGAGAUAUCAUAGUAUCUGCUGUUCAUGAACCGGAUCUGGAGCCUAAAGUCCUCGUCACAACUUUUUUUAUUCUAAGACUUUAUUUCUACGGACCACUAUUAAGCAUUAAUGCAAGUCUCAUAUGUCAUCACAGUUGUUCAGAAGAGGAAACUUCCAGCAAAGGCAACAUUUUUUCUGGUCUUUUGCCUUUUGUUUCGAAUAUAUUUAAGAGAUAUCGUUCACAACUCCAAAACGAAACAAAUAUUGGAGUUGGAGAUGCGCCAGUUGCAUUGGAAGAUUCAGCAGAUGCUACUGACUUAGAAAGGUCCAGUCAGAGUGUUGAAGGAUUUGAAAGUGACUCUGAAGAACUCCUAGGAGUUUCUGAAAAUAGUGAUAGUGAAUACCCAGUAAAAGAGGGGGAACCAUCUAGAAAUAGUCGUCUGGAUCUUGGAGAUGAAAAUAUAGAAGAUUAUGGUGCUAUCCAGAGGGAGCCAAUUGCUAAUUGGAGUGUGGAUCCAGGAUAUCAGAUUGAACAAAAAAGGCCAGCUGAUUCUGGAGAUACCACAGUGCUUAGCCUUGGUAUUGUCAACCUUCCUGUUGGUGUGAGACCUUCAAAGAAUCUGAACAGUAGUCUCAGUGUCGCCAGUCAACCCUCCAGGACGGUGGAUUCCAGAGAUGAAUCAUUCUUCAACCCUAAUAGCUCGACAAAAGACUCUAGUGAUACUGCAUCCACCCUGCUAUCUGAGAAGUAUGCUGAUUUUACAAAGCAAAAAAAUCUAUCUGCUCGAGCAGCGUCUAUGCUGGAAGCUGAACGAGAUUCAUCAAAAAGAUGGAGUCCUAUUCUAGAGAUGCAGUACAGAGGAGGACUGUUCAAGGGAAGAUGCCAAGGAGGCCUUCCCGAAGGAAAGGGUCGAUUGGUACUUGGAGAUGGAAGUAUAUAUGAUGGAAUGUGGCACAACGGUAAAAGAUCUGGUCUCGGAACGUUCUACUUCAAGAAUGGGGACGUGUUCCAAGGCACAUGGAGAGAAGACUUAAUACACGGAAAGGUAAUUAUAGUCUUUUUGACCUUUUGAAUUUGGAUUAGCUUCUUGAGACUACAUUUGCGCACAAACCGCUUAGUAUUAUCAGUGUAUCACCAAGUCCCUAGGACUUUUUCUACUUCCUCAACCUAACGAAAUAAAGAUGGCCACUGUUCUGACAUAAAGAAAUAUCUGUUAACAGACGGACAAAACUUGUAGUGAUUGAAUAUUCACCCAUAUUAUGUUUUUAGUAAGCAUCCCAUUUUAUUGGUUUACAAGAUUAACAAGGAAA